AUGGCUGGUGGGGAUUCAUCAGUAAUUCUACCCAAGCUCUAUGAUGAAAGGGCUAAAUAUCCUCUUUAUCCUUUUAACUUUGACAUACGUCGGCUUCCUCCAAAACGCAUGUUUCUUUCAGCCCUUACGAUAAGUAUGCAAUCCGGAUAUAGUAAGACCCCAAGAGUUGAAAAUGUGAUAUGCUUGCAAGCCACGAUAAUUGCUCGAAACCAAUCAAGGUUCUCUGCAUGCACAGCGAAGCCGUGGCAGCGUGAAACGUCAGAACGCUUAUGGAUGUUGCAAGCGAUCACCGUUCAUGCUCUUUCUUGA
Messenger RNA from Dracunculus medinensis (Guinea worm), 309 nucleotides. Lineage: Eukaryota; Metazoa; Nematoda; Chromadorea; Rhabditida; Dracunculidae. The record is from the annotation of a GenBank genome assembly.